Cadophora gregata is the source of this 2249-nucleotide messenger RNA. RefSeq lists its product as uncharacterized. The transcript has 2 exons. The coding region runs from base 492 to 2249 and encodes 585 amino acids. NCBI's taxonomy places the organism in Eukaryota, Fungi, Ascomycota, Leotiomycetes, Helotiales, Ploettnerulaceae. The record is from RefSeq and is a predicted model, not a curated record.
AGGUGGUGAGUCGCAGGUUGAGUAUAUGCUUAUUUUGUUUUGCUCAUGAUUUUUUUUUGGACCUCUACUCCGGAUCAUCCUACCAUAAGAAUCGCAUUUCCUUUGUCCUCUACAUACCCAAUUUGAUCUCCGGAUUGCUGACGCAACCCUCAUCCAUCCAUCCAUUUUCUUUCACUCAACGUCUUGCCGAGGAACAAAGACAGAGUAUUCCAACUAGCUUGGAGACAAAACCUCCUAGUGCAGAUUCUUCUGGGGAAUCCAAUUCAGUCGCAGGUAUCUCAUCGGCCCAGCUAUUUCAAACACUACUUAAAUAGGGCAUUCGGUUUCCUUUGUCCGCCCACCGUCCGCAAGUUUGCUUGAGCUGAGAUCGCAACCUCGAUUUGCUGGUUGUAGAAGCAAAGCAGAAGCUGAUAGUUCCCAGUGGUGUUUACCCGUCACAUCACACCCAGCAUCUCAUAAUCACAAUAGCAGCAUAACAUAUCGAUGACAAUAUGGUCAGUCGAAUCUGGUGUCUUCCAUCACCUCCAAAACCCCUACAGAACAGCACCAGCCACGAUUGUCCUACCUCUACGUCUCCUACUUCACCACUCCUACCCUCAGCAGCACUACCUUCAGAUACAGACUCAAACUCAGCCUCAUCUCUCGACCAAAACAUAGCACCCUCGUGUUCCUCCUCUCACACAACCCACACCAACACCUCGAGACCAUACACAAAACCAGAGCCCAAACCACCACCCCGCCUCCACCUCCGCGCACUCAUACCUUCCAAACCACUAGUUCCCUCUAGUACGAAUACUAUUCUCAUCCCUCUCCCUCCACCUCCACCUCCUCCACCUCCAUCUUUCCCCUUCCCAUGGAUAUGGCAAUGCCAUCUCUGUGGCUCAGUCUACAGACUUGGUGUUACGAGGAGGUGUUUAGAGGAUGGGCAUUUUUUCUGUGCGGAGGGUAGGACGCCUGUUUUGACCCCUACAGGACAGGAUGGUAAUGGGGAUGGUGGUGAAAAUGGAAAUGGGGGUGAGAAAAGAAGCGGAAGGGGAGGCAGCGAGGAGAAAGCGAAGAGGAGGAGAGGCAAGAGAAGAGACAAGAAGGGAAAGAAGAGGGGUAGAAAUAAGAAAAGGGGGUGUAGAGCUGAAUUCGACUACGAGGGGUGGAAGGCGUGGGGUGUGUGCAGGAGGAGGAGGGAGGUGUGGAGGUUAUAUGCUCAGAGGGGUGUUGGGGCUGAGGAGGUGACGAUGGGGAGGUGGGGGAGGGGUGCUAGGGAUGAGGUUGAGGUUGGGGAUAGGAAGGGGGAUUUGAGAGACAGGGCAAGGGAGAGUGGCUAUAUGCACAAUCCUGAUGAGAGAGGCCGAAGCAGAGGACGAAGUGGAGAGGGGGAACCGGCCGGAAACACUCGAUGGGACGAUGGAAAUGAACGUAAAAACUGCUGGCUUGAUUGCGAUUUCCCUUCUCAGUGCCAUAAUGAGAGGAGAUUGGGGAAGUUGGAUGAGGAGUGGAUGGAGAGGGAAUGGGGAACGGCGGGGGAGGUAGAUGUUCCUGCUUACGAGGAGAGAUUGGAUGAGAGUCCACAUUUGGAUGUGGAUGUAAAUGAGGAUGUGGAUAAUCAUGAGGACCAGACUGGGAGUAAAAAGAGGAGAAAGCUAUCUUCUGUUCCAGGAGAGUUCGAGCUCGAGGUGGAACUUGGAGAGGAGAAUAAGAAUGAGGUGUUUCUGGCUGGCGUGGGUCAGUGGAACGACGAUCACGAUGAGGACGGAGAUACAAUCAUGACCGACGCAGAUGUGGAUUAUGAGUCUGAAGAAGGUGCAAACCCAUGGGCUAAAUUCGACCCUAUCUCAGGCUCGAGACCCGCCUCAUACAGUCAAACUCACAAAAUCCCAACUGGCCUAGCCAUCUCCACAGACAAUCACACAGCUGCAGAAGAACGAGAUGUCGCUUUUACGAUUUCGAGGGAUGAUGGUGGUGGAGAGCGUGAAAAUCUCGGUCCUAUAGGUAUAGAUAGUGAUGGUUUAGGAGAGGCGGGGUACCAGUUGAGUCAUAUAAGGAGUAUAAGGCGGAAGAGUGUUGAGGGACUGGGUGGUGAUCAGAGUCCGCCUGGAAGUCCGUUGAAGGAGUGUUCGAAUUUGAUUGGGUUUGAGGAGUUGGAUGGUGGGGAUUUGGGGGUAAGAGGGGGUGGGAAUGGUGGUGUUGGUGUUGGAGAAGGGACCGAUGCUUGGAAGAAUCUGGGACUUGGGCAAAGGAUGGGGGUGGGAUAG